CUCCGCCAAAUUCCAUACUUUGUACAACUCACUCUUCUCAUCAGUGUCAUACAAGAUUUAUUUUGUGUCGGCAUUUCAAAAUCAGUUGUACUCUUUCGAAAUUUGGCGUUUCAGAUAAGAUGUUAACGUCAUUCUCAAUCUCACCCUGCAUGGGGAAAGUUAACAGUUUAUCGUUCCUCUUUGUCUUUUCCGUUCUUUCAAAUCGGUUCGUGAUCUCGGAUAAUUUAACACCUCGUGGAGUUCCUUUAUCAAGGGCUGCCUUGUACGACCCUCAAAAGGAUUUCAGUUGUCUCGACGGCUCAAAACUUAUCCCGUUUUCAAUGGUUAAUGACGACUAUUGCGACUGUCCGGACGGAAGUGAUGAGCCUGGGACAUCGGCGUGUUCACGAGGGAGCUUCUUUUGUCAAAAUGCUGGUUUUGUGGCAGGAUAUAUACCGUCAAGUCGGGUUAAUGAUCACAUUUGUGAUUGUUGCGACGGCUCCGACGAAUCAGGAACUGUUCAAUGUUCCAACACAUGUGACGAGCUCGGUCGUGCUGCUCGCGAGGAAGGGGAGCGCCUUGCCAAACUGUUGAAAGAUGGUUAUCAAAAACGGGUCGAGAUGGCCAGCUCGGGCAAAGAAUUUCGCAAGUCGAAGGACGAGGAGAAAGCAAAACUAGAAGUGGAGAGGCAAAGACUUGAAAUUAUCAAAACUGAGAAGGAGAGGAUAAAGGAAGAAGUUGAAGCUCCAGAAAAAGAGGCUUUAGAAAGGUACCGCUUGAUUGAGGAAGAGAAACAAAAACUCCUCAAUGCCGCCGAGGAAGCUAAAGCCGCCUCAGAAGCUGAAAACAUGUUCAUUCUUUUGGAUUCCAACGGGGACGGAAAGCUAACCAAGGAUGAAAUAAAAACGCGACAGACUUUCGAUAAAAAUAAGGAUGGCGAAGUUUCGGACGACGAGGCCCUCUUCUUUUUAAACAUGGAGGAGGAAAUGUCCAAAGAAGACUUUCUCACGACUGGAUGGAUGAUGGCGAAGCCCUUCUUUCUCAUGGACCAAGGUAUGUUCCAACCUCCAAUAGAAGACCAGGAAGAAGAACAAGAGCCAUCCUUAAUGUCAGGAGGACAACCCAUCACGGUGACUGAAGCCCCGUUAAAAGAAUUAACCGAAGAGGAAAUCCAAGCUCAGGGAGACCACGUUUCGUAUAAUGCAGCUGGAGAAAAGGAAAUCAUUCCUGGCGUCGUAGAGGAGCAGGAGGAGGAGGAGGAAUUGUAUGAAGAAGACGGCCCCGCGUCGGUGGAAGAUGUCAAAGUUGAAGAGUCAAAGUAUGACGAGGCUACGCAGCAAUUAAUCGAUGCUGCUGAAAAGGCAAGAAGCGAAUUUAACGAGGCGGACAAAAGUGUGAGAGACAUUGUUCACCAACUCGAAGAGCUUAAUGACGUCCUCAACCUCGACUUUGGCGAUGAUGAGAGAUUCGCCCCCUUGCACGGACAGUGUUUCGAUUUCGAGGACAGAGAAUAUGUUUACACGUUGUGUCCAUUUAAAUCGGCCACCCAAAAACCACGCAAUGGCGGAGGUGAAGUAAAUUUAGGUAAAUGGGGUUCCUGGACUGGUCCGGAGGACAAUAAGUACACGGAAAUGUUUUACGAUCGAGGCCAAAAUUGCUGGAAUGGGCCAAAUCGUUCUGCCCGGGUUAAAAUCGCAUGCGGAACAGAAAAUAGGUUAACUGGAGUGUCCGAGCCGUCCCGGUGUGAAUAUCAGUAUGAAUACAUUUCUCCAGCAGCAUGUUCUCAACCACACCAUGGUCAUGAUGAACUUUAAUGUCUGUGUUAUUUAAGAAGAGGAUUAUACAGAAUAGGAAUACCCACUCCUUCUCUUGAAAAUAUCGAUUAAUCAUUAAACUCCUACUUAUAUUAUGUACGAAGUGGGCACCAUAUUUGUAAAUUGUAAACGAAGAAAGAAGAUAUGACACCCUGAAUAUUAUUAGUCAAUUAUUAUUUGAGAUUAAGUUUUAAUUUAAUUACUUAAUUAUUGGGCUUAAAAUAGUGUUUCCUCAUUCAAUGAAAACGUCAUAAUAUUGUAAAUACAAGCCCACAUUUGUAGUGUGCCUCUUUACGUGUUAUCCAAUAUAAUGUUAUCAAUAAUCAAUUAUGUUAUCUUGAAGUUUCUCUAUUCCAACUCAAUUGUUAUCUCUGCAUUUACUUUUAACGAGUCAUAUGAAAAUUAGUGAUAAGUUUAAGUUCGAUAUAAAAUGUGAUUUUCAUUCCAACAGAAUUACCUAAACAUAAUAUAAUUGUUAUUUAAUGCUGCUGGUUUAACUGAUAAAAUUUGCAUAUGGAUAAAUUAUUAUAACUAUUUGAUAAAUUAUUAUGAGUAAAGAUUGUGAAAAAAA
Molecule: messenger RNA, 2364 nt
Organism: Folsomia candida
Lineage: Eukaryota; Metazoa; Arthropoda; Collembola; Entomobryomorpha; Isotomidae
Gene: GCS2beta
Product: glucosidase 2 subunit beta
Exons: 8
Coding region: 120-1793 (557 amino acids)
Biological process (GO): N-glycan processing
Cellular component (GO): glucosidase II complex
Molecular function (GO): protein binding; calcium ion binding
Source: RefSeq, a predicted model, not a curated record